AUGACGACGGCGUGGCGGGCGUGCCUGGAAGGCGUGGCCCCGCGGGCGCCAGGUUGCCACGGCGACCGCGUUGGGGCUACCCGCAGGAGAGAGCGAGGCGGCGGCGGCGGCGCCAUGGGCCCCAAGCGGCCCAAGACCGGCGGCGGCGGCGGCUCUGCUGCAGGGCCCGCGGGCAGCGGCUGGGAGACCGCGCUCGUGUCCGCCCGCCUCGAAGAGGUGAAGGCGGCAGCGGGACUGCCGGGAGGCAGCGAGCGUGUGGGCCGGGCCGCGGGCCGCAGUGCAGGGCGGGGGGAAGGGGCCGCACACAGAAAUAAACCUCCCGCUCAGGAUGUGUGGAAACCUAGCAUUGCUUUUGUUGUUGGGAGCAAAAUUGAAGAUGAAAUACACAUAAAGGCCCUGUCUCUUGCUGUGCAGGUGCCACAGCGGAAGCUCUUCAGUGUGAUAAGACAGGAAGACAUUAUCAAACAGAUCAUGGAAGCUGGAAAUCAAAAGGGAAAAAAAGUUAAGGAUGUACCCAUGUACCAUGAGGUGACUGAAGUAGCUAAAGCUGUUAUGGAAAGUGGAGAACAAAUUCCUAUAACACUAAUCGGAAAGCUACUGAAAUUUCAGCUGCUUUGCUUCAAGCAGAAGGACCUUCAGAGAAGAGAAGCUGAAAAGAAGGCAGAAGAAGAACGAAAAAUGGAAAAAGACAAAGUGAAAGAGAAAACUAAAACUCCUGGCAAAAAGGAAAAAAAAGCCAAUGCAAAGCUAGCUGAGAAAGAAAUGAAAGGAAAAAAAAUUGAAGUGGCCCCUCAAGCAGCAAUUACUGUCAAAAAGGACACUAAAUUAAAAAGACGCGGAGAAGAGGAACAGGAAGUCAAAUAUAUUGAUGAUGAACCAGAUGAUGGUGCCCAUCACUACUUCAUAAUUUUGGAUUUCCACAACCCUCAGUUAUUGCCAGUGCUAUCUGAGCUUGGGGUCAAUGUUUCAAGUGUGAUUAGGAUUUCUUCUGAGAAUUAUGAACCGCUGCAGACAUACUUGGAAGAGGCUAAACUUCAAGAAGAAUCUUUACUUUCACCUGAAGUUGUAGAAACAGAGAAAAGAAAGAGGGAUGAAGCUAUCAAAGACCUGGAAACGUUUUGGAAAUACUUGGAGCCAAUUCUAAACAGUGGAAAGCAUGGAUCAAGUCUCUUUGAUGUUGCCAGACUUCAUCACCUAGUUAAGGAGAGCUCCUUUCCCACUGUUUGGUCUGACAGUGAAAUGCUGCUUGCAUUUGGCACUACCCUGUUUGAAAGCAUUGCUUGUUUAAUGUACGAUUGCCUGGACUGGAAAAGACAGCAUUGUAACUACUUGGAAAACACCAAGUUGAUUAAUGUGCCUACAUUAUCAAAGAGCAAAUUGACACAAUCCUCUGUAACAGAGAUACACACAGCAUCACCAACUACAUCUUCAAAGAAAAAAGGACAAGCAGAAGAAGUUCUAUCGAAAGUAGUUUUGCCACAGGAGGAAGAAACUUCUUUUCUGUCUGUCGACUUGAGGUAUUAUAAUGACUUGCUGAGUCAGGUUCCUGAGGAAUGCAUUUCCGUGUCUUUAAUCCUGAACUGCAUGUUGGAGCAGGUUAUUGCAAGUGAGGAAGACCUUACACCACCAAGCCUGAUGGUACCAGAGCCACGGGCAGAUGGACUGGAUCACACCAUUGCAGAUCACAUAACCUCUAUCCUUCCUUCUCUCCCACUUUCUGACAGUGAAAGAAAGAAUCUCUAUGACUACUUUUCUUCCAAAUACAAUGAAAAAGAGGCUGUGACCCCCAGGGGCCCUCUCUUACUAAACUACCAUGAUACUCUGGCUCAGCGAUUGCAACUACUGGAGAUCCAAGACAACUUUAAUCCAGAACACAUUGAGCGUGAAAUGUUGAACAAGCUACCUCUUACAAAAAUUCUCCAAUUCACCCUUUCUUCACCUGAUGACAACACUAAACGCUUGGCUAGAGUUCACGAGCUCAUGCAUUAUUGUACCACCGAAUUUACGAGUUGGGCGGAAGUAGAAAGAGCCUUCAAAGUGUUUACUUUUGAAAGUCUGAGACUGACUGGGCUGAGUGACUCUGGUCUCCUGGAGAGCUGUGGGUCCAUGGCCGGAGGUGAAUCUGAAGUGUCUGAUAUCCCCUGGGAUAAUCCAGCUGGGUUUGCAAGACAACUCUUCCUUGUGGAAAAGAAGCUUAAUGGGAAAUCUUCAAAAUGCUCUGGACAAGUGGAAACAAAUAACAAAGAUGGGAGAGAUGGUUUGGCUGAUCCUAUGUUAAACAAAAACCGGGAUGUUUUUAUUCCUGAAAUGGCAAGUGUGAUGAAUUGAAUAAGAAAGUGCCAAAUUGUGAGUCCAGAAAAUUACUGUCCAGAACCAAGUUUAGCAGAAAUAAAAAAGACUCAGAAGCGUUGUUUGACGGACUGGAUUUUUGCUGAACAUUUUCAACCACAUGUUCUUCUUCAGGUUCUUCAUGCUGCAACCCAACAGUAUAGAUGUGUUGAUUCCUUCUAUCAUAAUCAAGAUAGCUCUUUGCUUAUGGUCCUUCACAAUCCUAUGAAUCAGUACCGUCUGUUCCAAGAGACCUGGGAUAUGGCAUUGCACUCUAAUGUUGGAUUCAGGAACUAUCUUGAGUUGGUGGCCAGCUCAGUUGAAGAUUGGGUGAAAGAAGAGGAGGCCAAAUACCAAGAGAAGAUGGCUAAGAAAAUGGAGGCUCUUACACUGGCAAAAGUCAUGGCAGAAGGAGCUCCUCAAUUUCCUGCAUCUGCUGUCAAAAAAAGCAGCUUCCCUAAGAAAACCAGGAACAGCACGUCAAAACUUGAGAACAUCACAGAGACCACUCUAAAAUCUGAAUCCAACAAUGAAAAGAGACUUUUUAUCAGAGAAGGUUCUCUUAAGGCUGGGGUGGAGAAUCAGGAUCAAUUACUACAAGAACGACUUAAGGAAGGGAACAAAGCAAAAAAAGAAAAAUCAGAAAGUAAAAAGAAACAUCAGGAGACAAUAGUACCUGCAGAAAGUAAAGGUCCUAAUAAGAAACAUUCCAAAGAGAAUAUGAAAGAUGAGCCAGCAAAAACCCUUGAUCAAGAUGAGGAUUCCAGCAUUCCAGAACCACGUCCUGAGAAAGUCUAUAAGUUUCUUGGCUACAAUACAGGCGAGGAUCUCAUUCAAGUAUCAGGAACCAAUCAAUAUCUUUUUCCAUCUGAUGGAGGACAGAUUCAAGUAGAAAAGAUAGAGUAUAUAAAAGGUCUAACUUUGAUAAAGGUGAAGGUGGUAAAGGACAACCAUAAUUUCUUCAUUCAUAUCACAGACCCCAAGAAAAACUUUUCUGAAAUUGAAGUGCAAGAUAUGAAUGAAAGACAGAAAAUUAAAACAGGCAAAUUGAAAAAUCAAAAGAGAACUGUGAGCAAGUUUGGAUCCUUUUCAGCCACCUUGGAAAAUGGAAUACAACUGUCCUUGAGCUAUUAUGGACCUACAGGGAAGACAGCAGAAGAUGAAACAGAUCCUGACUUAGCAACAAUUCUGAACAUUCCUUCUGUUCAUACUCCGACUGUUGUUUCUCCUUCUGCUACUUCAACUUCAGCAAAAAGUCAUAAGUCUGUCAAGCAGAAAGCAGGAAAAUCCCUGCCAUCUACAAAAGGGAGCCAUAGUAAAAUAAGCCCUCCACAACCGGAAGACCUUGUAAAGCACGAAGAAGGAAAGGUGCAAAUGGAAGAACGAGCUCCCCAAAUGCAAGCGAUGUCAAAUUCUCUUGCUUUCCGAAGUUUAAAUGUCUCCUGUCCCAAUGGCCUCGUAUUAAUUUUCCUUGGUGAAAGCUUUGAAGAUUUAAAAGAGGUGGUAAACGAAAGUGAGACCAAAGUCAAUGAAGUGAAGGAAGAGGAAUCUGAGGUUGGUGAGACUGAAGCAUAUGAAGUCAUGGAAGAGGAGAUUGAGAAAGAUAAGGCCAAUGCAAAUGAAACCAAGGAAGAGGAACUCAUGGACAGUGCAAUGAAGGAACAUGAUAUUACAGAAGGUGAAAUGCAGCAAGAAGACACUCAAAGAAAAGAGACCAAGAAGCCUACUCUGGAAAUUCUGGUUAGACAGAGUUAUCCCCAAAAGAUAAAACACUCUCAUCUAUAUACAACAGAGAUAAAGCAAGAGGUGUCAAGAGUCAUCACCAGUCAAGGAACUGUUGUAAAGUACAUGACAGAUGGAUCUACCCAGAUUCUGUUUGCUGAUGGCACAGUGUGUACGAGUCCUGAUUCUGGCCCAGUCACACCACGACCUGGAAUUCCAGAUAACACUCAAUCAUUAUCAGAAACAGAGCCUUUGCCUGAGACUAGCACUAAAAAAGGAAAGGGCAUCCAAAAAAACAGUCUAUCACACUCAAACAAGGAUGAGUUGUUUGAAAAUGCUCUUCAGUGUCUGAUCAAUACUGAGCAACCAAAGGAGAAUAAGUCAGGAACCUGGAUAACAACCACUCCUUCAGGCUUUCAAGUGGGCACGGAGGGAGCAAAGCGAGUGGAUCUAGAGCCACUCUUAAUCUAUCAGGCAACUGACCCAGCUGAUGGAACGAUUAUGACUGUACGAGACGAUGCAGUGAUAAUCGUUGAAAAGUUGGAUGGCAGCAGAAUUGUUGAUCAUGCGGAUGGUACUAGAAUCACCACUUUUUAUCAAGAUUGUGAAGAACUUUUUACACCUCAGGAUAAUAAAGACACAGAUGAAUGUCCACAAGCCAUCACAAGAAAGGUGAAAUGUAUGCGAGUGGAGAAUCCUGCGUUUGCAACUGUUAUAACAAAUUGCGAGGACAGUACCUGUUGUACCAUCUUUGGAGAUGGGACAUCUAUUAUAGCAAAGCCACAGGGAACAUAUCAGGUUUUACCCAUGAGGGUAGGCUCCCUUUUCAUUGAUGAAGAUUGUUCAGCAGUUUAUACCCAUGAAGUUUGUAAUAAUAAUAAAUUCAUCAGCAAGCAAGAGGGGAAGCAAUCAGGGAGAUAUGUUAUGAAACACACUUCUAGCAUCAUAUGUGAGGUGAUGGAUCCCGAAGGAAAUCUUUUCAAGGUCAUGGCAGAUGGCACCACGUCUGUAUUUGUUCCUAGCAUUGACCUUGGUGACAAGGGAGACAGAAGUUCAGCGUUAGUACUGCCAGAAAAUAAUGAAUCUAUCACUUGCGAUGAGCAUGUUCCCAGGUUCUUCAUUGUCUAUGCUGAUGGAUCUGGGACUGAGCUUCUUAGGAGCAAGGAUGUAGAGGAGCAUCUUGCUGAGGCCUAUAGUGAUCCAGCUACUGCUGUCUUGCAAGACUCUGUGCAAGAAUGUCCAGGUGUUUUAAAUAUUACUAUCCUCCGUCCUUUGGUUGAAGCCUCUCCCUGGAUAAUGAAUAAAAAACCAGAGAGUAUUGUUCCUCCAAAUCUCCAAUCAAGAAACUGGGAUAAGCUUUCUCCUUUUGAGAAGAAGACAGUUCCCACAGUCAAAGCACAUGUUUGGAAGGGUCUCUGCAUUGGAUCUGAAGAGCAGACCUGCUUGCCAGUACCUGUGCGAAAAUGUCCUAAUAAACUGCAAAUCCGUCAGCUGUUCCAGUAUGAGCCACUCAGUGAUGAACUAAGAGAAAAGCUGCAGCUUUCCCUCAAGGAAUACAUAGACAUCAUUCUGAAGCAGGAAAAUGAUCUGCAAGAGAUGAAUGUAAAAGAACCAAGAACAGAAGAGGAAAAGAAGAAUGCUGCAGAUCUCCUUGAACUGGUCACAUCCUUCCCUAACUUGGAGAAGUUAUCCAAAGAUCUCAGCACUGGAGUUCACAUAUGUGAGUUAUAUGAAAAGGCAGUGGCUUCUCAGUUCCAGUGCUCCGCAGGGAAGACAAUCUCUAAGCAACCAAAGGACCACUGGCAGACAUUCAGCACUGAACUAAAAACGAUGUCUAAGUGGAAGAGCAGACUAGAAGAACACAGGAAGGAACUUGAUGAAGGAAAGAAGUGUUUACUAGAACUAAGAAACAAAAUAAUUCCUCCAUAUUUUGAGUCAGAAUUUGGCCAUGAAUUUCUUCUGAAAAAGUUUCUUGAUAUGGAAUCACUAUCUAAGAAACUUCCUACAGUUCCAAAAAAAGAAAAUGGCAAUCUGCCUUCACAGAUCAUCAGAAACACUACAAUGGUAUCUGAUUAUCUCAAUAUCACAAGUGAUUCCUCACCUUCACCUGGUUUUCUGCUACAGAUUCACUCACAUGAAAGUGAAGGUCCCAGCACGCACUUGCCAACAGGUAAAGCUACCGUCCAGAAUGUAGCACCCUUUAGACCUACAAUUCAAAGUCUGCUGGUAAAUGCUACAAGGCAGUCAAGCAAAGAGAAAGUAAAAUUAUCACCAUCUCUCCAGGGGAGGAUGCCAGACUCCAUACCAAAUAAACAAGUAGAUAAUCCUGUUGGGGGACAUGUCAAGACAUGUUCCCUUGCAAGAACGAAACAGCAGCUGAGUUCAUUCCAUCUCAUUCCACCUAACGUGACAUUUGGUGUACUGAAGGAAGGCUGCACCUACACUGCCACUGUAAUCCUGAAGAAUGUUGGGGUGAACUUCUCCAGAUUUUGGGUGAAACCACCACCUCCACACACAGGACUGAGAGUGAUAUACAAACCAGGACCUGUGGCAGCAGGUUUGCAGGUUGAACUGGAGAUAGAGAUUUUUGCAAUGGCAAAUGGAAGAGAAGAUACCGAUGGCCUUGAAGAAGUUUCCCAUCAUAUUGAAAUAUUAACAGAAGCAGAGACUCUUCUACUUCCAGUGAGGGCAACUGUGUUAACUAAUGACAUUUAUGAGCACCGCCCACAAGGAUAUCCCCAGGGUGGGAUGUCAGCAACUGUCCGGCUAAUUUCUACAAGCCCCAAGGCCAAGUUCCAGAUUAACUAGAAAGAAUGAUGUGAGUAUCAUCAAAUAAUGAAAUACUGGAAUUUUACUUGAAUGUGUUUAUGAAGACAUCCCUAUAUGGUCUUUCUCAUUUAAUCAAAAUAACAUGAAUAAAUAUUUUGUCUGUCUCCUAUUAAUAAUAAAGAUGACCC
Nothoprocta perdicaria is the source of this 7007-nucleotide messenger RNA. RefSeq names its product sperm associated antigen 17 (gene SPAG17). The transcript has 48 exons. Gene Ontology annotation, cellular component: axonemal central apparatus. Gene Ontology annotation, biological process: axonemal central apparatus assembly; epithelial cilium movement involved in extracellular fluid movement. The record is from RefSeq and is a predicted model, not a curated record. NCBI's taxonomy places the organism in Eukaryota, Metazoa, Chordata, Aves, Tinamiformes, Tinamidae.